Xiphophorus maculatus (southern platyfish) is the source of this 1179-nucleotide messenger RNA. RefSeq names its product trypsin-like. Gene Ontology annotation, molecular function: serine-type endopeptidase activity. Gene Ontology annotation, biological process: proteolysis. The transcript is spliced from 6 exons. NCBI's taxonomy places the organism in Eukaryota, Metazoa, Chordata, Actinopteri, Cyprinodontiformes, Poeciliidae. The record is from RefSeq and is a predicted model, not a curated record. Bases 85 to 906 code for a protein of 273 amino acids.
UGAGGGUGAGCCUUGUGAUUGGUGGCUAUGAAACCACCAGGACAGGGUGAAAAGAGUUUAAAAUGAGCCCAAAGACAGAGAUAAAUGACAGCGAAGAAGCAGAAAAUGGCUCAUCUGAAGCUCCCUUUUGUUCUGUUGCUGAUUGGUGUCACGACAAGCUCAAAGGUCGAUCUGCAAAAGAGAGUCAUCGGGGGUCGACCAUGCAGGCAGGAUGAGCGCCGGUAUCAUGUUCGCUUAGAGGCAACAGACAGUAAGAGCCAAGGUGUUUGUGGAGGCUCUCUACUGCGUAACGGCUGGAUCCUGACUGCAGCUCACUGCUGGAAAAGUGGACAGAAGGUUGAUGCAUAUUUAGGAUGGCACUUGGGUAACACAGAACCAAUACGCAUACCACUGGAUACCCCUGAACAACUUAAAAUUUAUAAAGUUGGAUUCUGGUUUUUUAAAAAGCAACAUGACUUGAUGCUGCUGAAGCUCCCUGACACGGCAACGAUUCCACACGGCGUGACAACGAUCCAGCUUCCUGACUGCUCAGACCAGCCUAAGAUAAACGAUGUGGUGCAGAUUGCAGGUCAUGGUUCGACUUUUGGAAGUAUUUUUACCACCAGAAGACCUGGCUUUACACCAGAUCUUCAGUGUGGGAAUAUUAAUAAGGUUAGCUGUCCUCAACAACAAAAAUUUCCCAAGAACAAGUACAUUUACAAAUAUUUGUUCUGUGGCCAAACUCCUGGAGUGGAUCUGUGCUUGGGCGACUCUGGUGGAGGAAUUGAGUACAACGGCAGGAUUUAUGGUGUCCAUGUUUUAGUUGGAUAUUAUCCAUGCAGGACACCAGCAACAUUCAUGGAUCUCUGCCAUCAAGACUAUCUGAGCUGGAUUGAAAAAACUAUUGGACCAGCUGCAAACCCAUGAUAUGAUGUCUAAAUUGUUCAUUUUGUUUGAUCUACGCAUGAAUAUUAAACCUUAACCAGGUAUUAAAAAAAAUUAAAAAAAUGAAAGCAGCUAGCAUCAGAACACUUUGCAUUGAAUAAUCUUGUCUAAUUUUAACUUUUUCUCUGGCAUUGAGAAGAUUUGCUUUCCCAGUGGUUACUGGUUUUAAACAACUGGGUCAUUUUCAUCUUUAACUCCUUGUUGUUUCAGCUACAGUUUGAAAAAUGACAAUAAAAACAACCAAUGAAAACCUGA